CACAUGAUCUCCAAAAUGGCGACCUCCUUCCACUUCACGAAAGAUCCUCCUCCUGAUUCAAUGUUUGCAGAAAUACAAACUCUGAAUAAAUUUAACGAUGAGCAAUUUACCCAACUGGUUCAGAUUGUGUUCCAGUUUCUACUAGAACCAAAUAAGUCCAGCAGACUUAUCGAACAGUUGGAAGAAUUUUCAUCGCAACAUGGAGUUAGUGCUGCAGCUUUGAAAAAUGUCAUCAAAAGUUUACUGACAAUUCCAAACAGUGCACUACGGAAGAAUCUAGGACCAACACAGUUAAAGGAAGAUUUUUUAACUUUAGGUUUAGCAGAAGAAAAGUCAACCUAUUUUGCUGAGCAGUGGCAACAAAACCUCUUGGCCCUCUCAAGGACAGCCUUAGGUCAGACACUGAUGGUCAACCAACUACUGGACAUGGAGUGGAAGUUUGGGGUGACAGCCGCCAGCAGUGAACUAAACCAGGUUGGAAACACUUUCAUUCAGCUCAAGUUGGUGGUUAAUAAAGGAAACAAAACAGAGAAUGUAUAUAUGGAGCUGACCCUGCCUCAGUUUUAUUCCUUCCUUCAUGAGAUGGAAAAGGCCAAAGCUAGUCUGGAAUACUUCAGCUGAUGUUCCACUGUUUCUUAACUGACUGUUAAAAACUACUAUUGACUUUUA
This is a messenger RNA of Lingula anatina, 669 nucleotides long. Its product is annotated as COMM domain-containing protein 7. The record is from RefSeq and is a predicted model, not a curated record. Gene Ontology annotation, biological process: tumor necrosis factor-mediated signaling pathway; negative regulation of DNA-templated transcription. NCBI's taxonomy places the organism in Eukaryota, Metazoa, Brachiopoda, Lingulata, Lingulida, Lingulidae. Gene Ontology annotation, molecular function: NF-kappaB binding.